AUGAGUUCAAAAUCUGAAGCCAAAGAUCUGCCGUGUAUUUUCACUUUUUUUGCUACAAAACACCCGGACAGUGACUUGCUAAAACGUAUAGAGAAAUGUAAAGAAGGAAAGUGGCGAAAUGCGUCUGCUCCUGCAGCAACCAAAAAAUUAACAGAACUGGCUAAGUAUUUUCCCGAAUUAGCUCCAUUUCUUGAUUCUAUGGACAGUUAUUCUUUAUGUGAAGGGCACUAUAACCAGCUGGUCGCUAAAAAUCUUUUUAUUAAUAAGUUAAAGAAAGAAACUGAUCCAACUCUUCUAUCUUCAGGUAAACCUGAGAAAAAAAGAUUGAAGUUUUCUAAUGAUAAUGAGCCGCAAGUUUCUGAAAAAACUUUCGUCGAUUUCAGCACUCAAGUUGAAAGAACUUUCGUUGAUUUUGGCACUCAAGUUGAAAAAGUUUUCAUCGAUUUUGGCACUCAAGUUGAAAAAACUUUCAUUGAUUUUAGCACUCAGGUUGAUUUACUUAAAAAAAAAACUUAUGCCGAUUUUGGGUCUCAAGUAUCCUUUUUACAUCCAAUAUGUGAAAUUCUUCAAAGAAGAAUUGAUGAGUUAGAAAAAAAUAAUAAGCAAUUAUUAAGUGAAAAUGAG
Racocetra persica is the source of this 624-nucleotide messenger RNA. NCBI's taxonomy places the organism in Eukaryota, Fungi, Glomeromycota, Glomeromycetes, Diversisporales, Gigasporaceae. The record is from the annotation of a GenBank genome assembly.